GCGGGCGGGCGGGCGCUGCUGCAGCCGCCGCCGCUUCCCGGGCCAGGGGGCGUGGCCCGGCCCGGGGAGGAGGCGUGUCCGUGGCGGGGUCCCUCCCCCGCCUGGCCGCGCUCGCCGGCUGCCUUCGCCUCCUUUCCUCGAGGAGCGCGAACAGUUUGGAGGAAAAAGUGGAGCCGGCCGGGUUGGAUGCGGCUGCCGACGGCGACGCCGAGCCAGGCGGCCGGGGCGGAGUAGAGAGCAUGGCCGUCUCUUCCCCCCCGAGCAUUCCCGCAACUUCCAGCGGCGGCGGCGGCGGCGGCGGAGGCAGCAGCAGCAGCAGCAGCAGCGCCGGGGGCGGCGGCGGCGGGAGCAACAACAGCAGCGGCGGCGGCGGGAGCAGCGCGGGGGGCUCGGCCGGCUUGUUCCGGGCGGUGGACCCGCUUUAUUCCUCCAGCCCCUCCGAGUCCCCGCGGCUGGCCGGCGGCGGCGGCGGCGGCGGCGGCAGCCUCAUCCACGGCUUCCUCUCCUGCAGCGCGGCGCCCGCGGGCAUCGUCGUCGGCGGGGCGGCGGGGGCAGCCGGCGGGGCCUCGUCCUCGCUGCCGGUGGCGGGGGGCAACGAGUGCAAGAUGGUCGACCUGCACGGGGUGAAGGUGGCCUCCUUCGUGGUGGACGGGCAGGAGCUGAUCUGCCUGCCGCAGGUCUUCGACCUCUUCCUCAAGCACCUGGUCGGCGGGCUGCACACCGUCUACACCAAGCUGAAGCGGCUGGACAUCGCGCCCGUGGUCUGCACCGUGGAGCAAGUGCGCAUCCUGCGCGGGCUGGGCGCCAUCCAGCCGGGCGUCAACCGCUGCAAGCUCAUCACCCGCCGGGACUUCGAAACUUUGUACGGCGACUGCACCAACGCCAGUUCACGACCAGGGAGACCCCCCAAGCGCUCUCUGGGGGUUGCGAUACAAGAGAACACGCGCCUGCUUCCCCACGGAGUGCCGGGCCUCUUAUCGCCAGGGCUUAUCUCUCCAACAGACAUAAGAACUUUAUUUUUCCCUGAUGAAACCCACGUAAAGGUUGCAGAGCUCAGGACUCUUCAAAUACAAGGCCUUACAGCCAUGGCUGAAGCAAUGAAGUUGCAGAAGAUUAAGCUUAUGGCCAUGAAUAGCCUCCAUGGAAGCGGAAGUCAGAAUGGAACCGAGUCGGAGAACGAAGAACUGAAUUCAAAUGCAGGUGGAAGUGAAUCCUCGUGGGAUAAAGAGAAGCUUCAGUCACCGAUCCCGACAGGAUCUCAUCACGGGAUUAGCCACGCGGCACUGUCAGGGCAGGCCAAUUUGGCGAGUGCCCACCCACUUAGUCCUUUGCAGCAGAACCAUCUGCUCACAAACAGGAUAGAUCUGCCAUUUAUGAUGAUGCCCCAUCCUCUUCUUCCGGUUGGCCUACCUCCUGCUUCUGUAGCGAUGGCCAUGAAUCAAAUGAACCAUCUCAAUACUAUCGCCAACAUGGCUGCAGCAGCGCAGAUGCAUAGCCCACUGUCAAGAGCUGGAGCAUCAGUAAUAAAGGAGAGGAUUCAAGACAGCCCUUCGCCUGCUCCAUCCAUAGAAGAGGGCCAGCGACCCAGUAGUCAUGCCUCUUCGCACCACAGCAGCAGUGUUUCAAGUUCUCCAUCCCAAGUCGACAACACAUCGGAUAGAAUUGGUCUGUUAUCAAAUAUUAGAGAAGGAGAAGCAAUAGAUCAAGAAUCUGGACCCAACCCCAAAAAACUCCCAAAGGAGAAAGAAGAAGUCCAGAUCGCCAUCCCAAUAAUCAAACCAACCCUAGAAAAGGUCCAACUGGCUGGACAGACUUUGCCCCCUGGAUUUCCAGCUCCAUUCCUCUUUGCUGAUGGUUUGUCUUCAGUGGAAACUCUGCUAACCAAUAUCCAGGGGCUGCUGAAGGUCGCCGUAGAUAACGCCCGAGUGCAGGAAAAGCAAAUCCAGCAGGAGAAGAAGGAAUUAAAGAUGGAACUGUGCAGGGAAAGAGAAUUGAGAGAGAACCUGGAACGGCAGCUGACAGCUGAGCUGCAAAGCAGAGCCACAAUUCAGAAGCGCUUGAAAAAGGAGAAGAAAGCGAAGAGGAAAUUGCAAGAAGCUCUGGAGUUCGAAUCAAAGAGGAGAGAGCAAGUGGAACAAGCACUGAAGCAGGCCACGACAGGGGAUGGGCUCAGAAUGCUGAACGAUGCUGGGAUUCCAGAGAUGGAAGUUGACCACAAUGGGACCCAACACGAGAAUGCAGCAAUGCAAGAAAACAGAGCCUACAUCAAACCAACCAUUAUGUAUUGAAGAUGCCUGACAUGGCAUGUUUGUGUGUGGGGAGGGGUGGGGGACAUGUAACAGUCGCUUCUGAAGAUGAUAAAAAAAAAACCUCCUGCAAAGAAGUCUCUUUCAAAACCUUGAUCAACCUUCCGUGCAGUGUGAAGACACAGUCUGGUAACGUUGCAAUACGGGCCCUUUAAUCCGGGACUCUGCAGCUCCUGUGUGGAAAAAUGGCUGACCCGUCACGGAGAAGUGUGGAGACUCGCAAGCUUUGCCAUCCCAAACUUUUUGCAGCAGAACAUUUUUAAGUCGUAGAAAAAAAACAGAACGGGGAAGAAUCAGUUUUAGCAUAUUUUAAGCACAUAUAGGUAUGAUUCCCUGGAAGAUGGCCUCUGUAGGAGGAGCUAGAGGGGGGACAAUGGUGACACCUCUGUUAUGAUGUCAUCAUGCAAAUGGCCUGCGUCCUCACGAUGUCAUUACGUAGUCACACCGGUUUUGCAAUGAGGCUAUGACACGUGUGUUGUCAUUUUGAUGGCAUCAUGGUUUGUUACGGUGCUGCAGCCCCUCCCUCCGCCCCCCACAAGCAUUACCACAACCUUCCCCGACUUGGCACCUUCCAAAUGCGUCGGGACUACAUAUCCCAAAAACUCAAUGGAGUAUAUGUGAAAUGAACCAGGUUGAGGAUGGGUGUACAACUGUUUAACAAUGGCACAAUUAAUUUAAUAAGCUGCAGUGGUUCUUUCUGGCUGUAUAAUCUACAUGUCCAGUUUUAUCACUAAAACAGUUCACCUCAGAACUGUUUCAGUUGUGUUUAUAAAUUUAAGCUUUGUUUACUGAAGCUGAAAACUCAAAUAUAUAUUACGUUUUGAAGAGAAAAGUAUGUACAUUUUUUUAAUAUGAUAAUGUAAAAAAUUGUCCUUCCUUGGAUGACCAACUGAAAAGUGUGAACUAAACUCCAAUAUUCAAUGUAACAAGGGGAUUAUAAAACUGAUGCUUUUUUAAGAAAAAAAAAAUAACUCGGUUCUUGGUCUUUUCACACCAGGGGACAAGGGAAGGAUGAACAUAUGGUAGGAUGUUAGAUAAUGGAAACUUUAAAAUAUAGUUUCUCUGUUGUAUCAUAUUAAGUUAAAAGUACACAUUCUUUGUUAAAAUGUUCUUGCUAAAAAAAACUACAGUAUUAAAACAUUUUUGUUUGACUUUGGAAA
Molecule: messenger RNA, 3466 nt
Organism: Crotalus tigris (Tiger rattlesnake)
Lineage: Eukaryota; Metazoa; Chordata; Lepidosauria; Squamata; Viperidae
Gene: DACH2
Product: dachshund family transcription factor 2
Exons: 13
Coding region: 240-2288 (682 amino acids)
Source: RefSeq, a predicted model, not a curated record